This is a messenger RNA of Monomorium pharaonis (pharaoh ant), 1188 nucleotides long. Its product is annotated as protein obstructor-E. Gene Ontology annotation, molecular function: chitin binding. The record is from RefSeq and is a predicted model, not a curated record. Gene Ontology annotation, cellular component: extracellular region. The coding region runs from base 92 to 892 and encodes 266 amino acids. The transcript has 4 exons. NCBI's taxonomy places the organism in Eukaryota, Metazoa, Arthropoda, Insecta, Hymenoptera, Formicidae.
CGGGCGGCGGCGGCGAGUCGUAGUCUUCCGUUCGGGAUCGGGCCAGAAGGAACGUGAGGGAUUUCAACGAACGACGUGAGAGACCACCAGGAUGGCCUCGCGACCGAUCCUCGUCCGUCUGCUGAUCGCCUGCGGCGUCCUCGCCGCGACGACGUCGCUCACUCAAAACAGCAGAUUCUCGAAUCAGCUGUUUGACAAUCAGCUGAAUCGCGGUCAAUUCUCGCAACAGUACUCGCCGAAACGUGGCUCGUCUCCGUCGUGUCCGGAAAGAAACGGCCGCUACCCGAUGCAGAAUCAGUGCGACGGGUACAUCGAGUGCAUCGACGGGAUCGCCGAGGAGAAGCUGUGUCCGGAGGGGUUGUUUUUCAAUCCUGAAGCACGCUUCAAUUAUCCCUGCGGAUAUCCAAUUGACAUAGACUGCACGGGCAGGCCGAACUUGCAGCCGGCAGCCCCGACCAACGAUUGCCCCCAUCAAUACGGCUACUUCAAGAUUGGCGAUCAUCAAAACUGCGGCCAAUUCAUGAACUGCGUGGACGGCAGGGGCUACGUGUUUGAUUGUCCGGAGGGUCUGGCCUUCAAUGCGCAGACCUAUCGAUGCGAUUGGCCGGAUCAGGUGCCGGAUUGCGACGCCGAGACUUUCCUCGGCUUCCGUUGUCCGGAGGUGAAAAGCGGUUUCUUCUUGAAUAACGAGAUUAAGUUCUACCGUAGCCCCGCCGACUGCCACCAUUUUUACAUCUGCGUGAACGGCCGUCCGAGACUGCAGAAUUGCGGCAUCGGAAAUGCCUUCAACGAGCUCAUCGAUGCCUGCGAUGCCGCGGAAAAUGUCACCGGCUGCGAACACGAAGCAAUAGCGAGGACCACCCCAUCAUACCAACAGGCGAGGCUUUUUUAAAUUCUGAUACAGAAUGAAACAUAGAUUGAUAGCACAGUUCUGAAGUAAUAGCGAUCGGGAAUUUCAGGAAGUUUCUGAUAUGCGGUAUGACAUAUUUUCGACAUGACAAAAUUGCGUGGAUGCAAAUAAUAAUCCGCACAAUGAUAAAAAUGCAUUAUGCUGGUAAGAAAAAAAUAAAAUUUCAAUUGCCAUAUGUGCGUUCGAUGCCAUAAUGUAUAUACUAUUACUUAGAGUAUAUGUUUAAUGUAAAACAACUGUAAAAAAAAACUUUUAAUAAAUAAAAGUGUAAAAAUAAA